CGAUGAGGAACGCACCGCUCCGCCUGCAGCUCGCGUCUCGGGCCGUCUGCACGCUGGUUCAGCCGCCGCUGCCGCUCUGGUACAACGACCACUACCAGGUCUCGCUGCCGUCAACAUCCUCGUUUCCGAUGGAGAAGUACAGGUAUAUCCGCGAGGCGCUGCAGCGGGAGCUCGAGGCCGCCGGCAAGGCCACCUUCCACGAAUCGCCGCUCGCGUCGGUCGAGGACCUCACGACGGUCCACGACGGCGAGUACGUGCGGCGCUACCUGGCCAACGAGCUCUCCCACAAGGAGAACCGGCGGAUCGGCUUCCCGUGGUCGGAGGCUGGCAAGCUACGCGCUCUCUCGUCGACGGGUGGGACCGUGGCGGCGAUGCACGCCGUCUGCCGGCCGGGUGGCGCCCGCUUCGCAGGCCACAUCGCGGGCGGGACGCACCACGCGUUUGCAGACCGGGGCGAGGGGUACUGCGUCUUCAACGACAUCGCCGUCGCCGCGGCGUGCGCGCUCCGGGACUACCCUGCCAUCCGGAGAGUGCUGCUGGUCGACCUGGACGUGCACCAGGUGUGCAGUGCUGCAGCAGACUGCAACGGCUCCCACCGCCCACCGCUGCGUGAAUCCUCUCACUCGGGCGGCGGCACGCUGGCGCAGCGCACCGAAGCGACAGACUUGGCACGCUCCGAAUGAACGAGUUCACUCACUCCCUCGCGGCAGCACACAGCGCGGCAGUCGGCCAGCACCCGCCUGCAGAGCUCGGGCACCCGUCGAGGCACCCGCCCGGACAACGUGCGUCUUCGGUCCUCCGCGGGAAGCCCCGCGCAGAGGGCAACAGCGUCUCUGUCCCACACACGCACAGACGCACACACACAUGGCUCGGGCACGGGGCCCAAGGCCGGUGUGCACUCCGCCAGCACUCGUGUGCUCACACCACUCCACCCGCCCGGAGAAGGCAGGCAAGAGUAGACAAGGCAGACAAGAGCCCACCUCUAGCGGCCCCUUCCCACUGGGUCGGACUCGCGGCGUGCACCUGCAGGGGAACGGCAGCGCGCGCAUCUUCGCCGCCGACGGGCGCGUCAAGACCUACUCUCAGCAUUGCGAGGGCAGAGAUAGCCGAGAGAGAGCCGAGAGAUAGCCGAGGGAUGGCCGAGGGAUAGCCGAGGGAUGGCCGAGGGACAGCAGCACUCGAUCGCGCAAGAGGAGCCGGAGGGGAACGGACAGUCCGACCGCCCCAACCGUACCCGAGCCCCCUCUGAAAAGGGCAACCCUCGACCGCGCGGGAGGAGCUCGAGGCCACUACUCUGACCUCACCGGGCCUCAUCAUCUCACAGGCAACCUCUUCUCGGCACGCGAGGCGUCGGACCUCGACGUGGACGUGCCGGUGGGGGAGGGCGACGACGGCUAUCUCGCGCUGUUGGGCGGGGACGAGCCGAGAUCGCGCCGAGAUCGCGCCGAGAUCGCGCCGAGAUCGCGCCGAGAAGCGCCGAGAUCGCGCCGAGAUACCUCGCGCUGCUGAGCGCGACCGCUUGGCCUGCCCGCCUCGACGCGGCGCGAGAGACGAUUGGCUCAAUGGGCCGAAUCCAUUCCAGCUAGCAGAUCAGAUCAGCGAGCGGAUCAGUGAGCUUCAUCAGCCCGUUCCGCAGGCGAGCACCUGCCAAGGUUCCUCGAGGCGACGCAGCCGGACCUGGUCUUCUUUCAGGGCGGCGUCGACCCGCACCAGGCUGGCGGACCGGAUCGGCCGGCUCGAGCUCAGCACCGCGGGCCUCAAGAAGAGGAACGCACUCCACACACACACAGCACACACACACACACACACACACACGCGCGCGCGCACACACACACACACACACACACCGCUCCCCAACGCGCACUGGGCCUUGAACUGUUGUUGCUGUGGGCUCCUGUCGUCUAGACGCGGAGUCGCGAGGGAACGCACUCGUGUACCGGCUCGUCAGCGGGCUGCAGAGCGCGCCGCGGCUGGUGGUGACCUUGGGAGGAGGCUACCCCCGCAACCUCGAGCCGUCGUCGCCGCCCUUCCACCAGGUGGUGCAGAGCCACAUGGACGUGUACCGCCAGUGCGCCGCGGCGCACGCGAGGCUGUGACCCACUUUGUGGCGCACACGUAGGGCCUCUCGUUGCACCUCAUAAAAGUCAUAUUUUCUCAU
Molecule: messenger RNA, 2158 nt
Organism: Emiliania huxleyi CCMP1516
Lineage: Eukaryota; Haptophyta; Isochrysidales; Noelaerhabdaceae
Exons: 7
Source: RefSeq, a predicted model, not a curated record